GCCACGGUUCAAGAAGCAGAAGGAAGCAAGGAAGGGCUUCUUCAGCGGUCCUGCCACUCUGCUUGCUCGCUGUCACUUCGGGCGCUUUCUCGCUCUCUCCCCUCCCUCCCCUUUCUCCCUUCACUCCCCACCUCUUGGGGUAUUCAUUUCUCUUGGCUUUUGCCCCCCUGGAAACUGCCACCCUGAAGUUUCUGGUGGUGCUGCUGGCCGCAGGGAUGCUCGCUUUCCUUGGUGCAAUCAUUUGCAUCAUCGCGAGCGUCUACCCUGCGGCCAGCCAUGCCGGAGCCCUCCAAGGUGCUGAUAAUGGCUCCAACGCCGCGGCCUCUGCCCUCUUGCCUGCCUCCGGUUCCGACAAGACGCUCGGAGCCCUCCACGGGGCCGGCGAAAGCAGCUACGGGGGCUUCUCGGCAGGCUCCCAGGACUCCGUGCUAGACCUCCUGGCCAGCGCCCGGCCGCAGCAGCAUCAGCAACUCUUCAGCCGCUUCCUCUGCACCCCGCUGACGGUCGAGUGCCCCGCCGAAGGGAGCCCGCAAGGGGACAGUCCGGCGGCGGCGGCGGCGGCGGCGAGCGAGGAGCUGUUCUUCCUCCAAAGCACAGCCGAGCAGCUAAGGCAGACGGCGCAGCAACAGAAGGAGCAGAUCCGCACCGAUCAGGAGACUAUCCGGGAGCUGACCACCAAGCUGAGCCAGUGCGAGAAUGGGCUGGAGCUCAGUUUCCAGGAUAGUCCCUCGAUCUGGGGGGUCCCCAGGCAAGACGCCAUGCCCAUGGAUGACCUGUCCUGGGAUUCGCCGGCUAUGAUCCAGGAACUGGAGGAAGCUGUUAGGUCGCUGAAAGACAGGAUUGACAAGAUCGAGCAGGAUAUUCCCACUCGAACGAAUGCUUCUUCUACUUCUGCCCCUGUGCCAGCCCAAGAGACCAUACACACCAAGAUGGAGGAACUGGAAGGACAAAUCCUCUCUAAGCUUUUGGCCCUGGAGAAAGAACGCACCUCCAUCACCAGCAGCCACAACCAACAGCAACAAAAUGUCGAAAAGGAUCUGGAUGCUCUCCAUAACCGGGUCUUUGAGCUUGAGCAUGAAACAACUGUCUUCAAGUCUCCAGAAGCCUUUAAAGUCUCCAUCCCUGUACGAAACAACUACAUGUACGCUCGGAUGAAGAAAAGCUUGCCUGAAUUAUAUGCCUUCACUGUCAGCAUGUGGCUAAAAGCUAAGAAUUCAGCAGAAGUGGGCACCCCUUUCUCCUACUCUGCUCCUGGACAAGCCAAUGAGCUUGUACUGAUAGUAUGGGGAAACAAUCCUAUGGAACUUAUAAUUAAUGACAAGGUGGCUCAUCUGCCCAUGACUUUAAAGGAUGGGACAUGGCACCAUAUUUGCAUUACAUGGAUCACUCGGGAUGGCAUAUGGUCCGUGUAUCAAGAUGGAGUUGAGCGUGGCGCCAGUGACAACCUAGCAUCUUGGCAUUCAAUCAAACCUCAUGGGGUGAUGAUCUUGGGCCAGGAACAGGAUACACUGGGAGGAAGAUUUGAUGCAACUCAGGCCUUCGUUGGGGAAAUUUCUCAGUUCAACAUGUGGGAUCAUGUCCUGAUGCCAGCAGAGAUCAUAGGUCUGGCCAACUGCACCAGCCGGCUGCAAGGCAACGUAGCCCAGUGGGAUGAGAAGUUGGUUGAAGUCCACGGAGGGGCAGCCAAAUUAAGUUUUGAGAUCUGCGAGGGAAAAAUGAAGGCAUGAAGGUCUUACGUUCCUGCCACAAGAGAGGAGCGAGCAAGCCACAUUUCCUUCUUUCAAUCUGCUUUGGGAAAGAAAGAACAACAGUUCCUUUUUCCCAUCCAGCAACUUCUUACAUUCGGCCUGGAGAGGAGGAAGAGGUGUGUGUGUGUGUGUGUGUGUGUGUGUGUGUGUGUUUGCAUGUGUGUUUGAGAAAGAGAGCAUGUGUACGCAAGGAAGCCUUCUAAACUUAAAAAUGAAAUUAUGACACUAUUUUUCAUUGUUUCAGUAAAAUAUUUUUAAAUUCAUUCUGUGAGUGACUAGACAUUCCACUAAGGAAGCUAAAGAGAUUGGAAAGUAGCCAAUCUCUGAUGAGCAGUAUGAGAAAGGAUAAAAACUAUCAGUGAGUAGGAAAUUGUUGGUAGAACUAGCAUCUCCAACACUUCCAGUCUGUCCCAUUGCUGAGAGUUUCAGUGAUGAAACUUGAACUCUGUUGAUUGGAUUGUGAAAGCAUUAAAGCACUGUGUUGACAUCUGCCCACUAUAUGCCACUGACCCUCUAGAAUACAUAACCCAAUAUUCUAGUAUCUGCAUGUCCUCACCAGGAUGUUCAGCUGUUUUAUCUUUCUUCUAGCUUUAGCUCGUAGUCUUCCUUGUAAGGUAAAAGCAUUGUCACUAAGCAAAAAGUGCCAGCAGGUUCCUUAACUUCACAAAGGCCUAUGUUUGAAGUUCAAUUUUUUUUUUUUUACACCAGAGGUAUCAUUUCCCUAAUCGGUUACUUGAAUUCCUAUGUUGCCCUGCCAAUCUUUUUUUGUUUCUCUAGAUUUUAUAUUUUCAAACUCUUUUUUAAACCUUUCUUAUAAGCCAUAAUGACAGAUUUUAAGAAGGGCAAGUUCUAAGUGGUAGGCACGGAAUAUGAGCAGUCUUGGUCAAGCCUUUUUCUACCCCCGUUUUCCCUUUUGUUGCUGCCUUUCCCUCCUAAGGGCUGACUCUCACAAGCUUGGCUCAUUUUGUUGAUCAUCAUCACAGUGACUUGCAGCUGGUUGUGUGUGAACUGUGUUCAUUAAAAAGCAUUGUGUCUGAAGUGAUGUGGUAUGUGAUGUGGUAUGAUAUGAAAACUUUUGUUAUGCUCUAUGAUAGCUUUUUUAUCCAUGCAUUCUCCUCCCCCUCCUCUAUGAAUAUCAACUCAAAGAUUUAUCUGCAAAAGUCAUGCUUACUGUAGGAUUCUGAGAGUUGAAAUCUAUGUACCUGAACGAUGCCCAUUAGUUGAAGGAAGUUGGCCAAACUAUUUGACUGGAUGAAUUGUUGAUUCAUGACAGAUAGAAACCUGUUAGGAAACAACAUUUGGGACAACACACAAGCUAAUAUAGUGAUUAGGGUCUAGCAAUCUGAUCCUGCCAUCCAAAAACGUCACCACAAAAAGUUUUACACCACUGCACAUCUUUCAAUAAACAUAUCCCAUCCUGCAAAACUCUGUAAACGGCAGAGGAACACAAUAGACAAGGCAGUGCAAUUGGGAAAGGGAGUGUGUUGGUCAAUGAGACGAAUUCAUUUACUAUAAUUCACAUAUCAGCCCAAGAGAGGUUCUGCUGCAGUGGUGCCGUUGCUAUUUGUCUUAUCUCUGAUACAUACUGGAUCUUACAGUAUAGCAUCCUCUUCCGCUGCAUUAUUAGCUCACAUAUUUAUGGCUAAACGUAUAAGUGUGUCACUGAAAAUAUGGCUGUGUGUCUUACUUGACAGACAGCCCUUAGUUAAAGGAGCUUUUGAAAAUCAAAUAGGGGUGGGUUGUAUUUUGGCAGCCAAGGAAUACACCUAUCAUGUGGUUGGGAUGCAAAGGCUAUAGAGGGGAGAACUAUUGUUUCAUACUAAGGGACUAAGAUUUCUGAUUUUUCUUUGACUGGCAAGUGAGACUUUUUAGGGUUUUGUUUUAAUACUUCCUUUUAAAGAUGUAUGAAAACUAUGAUAGGGCUUCUACUAAAGUGUUUGGAUUCUCCUGCCUUAUUUAUUUAUUUAUUUAUUUAUUUAUUUAUUUAUUUAUUUAUUUAUUUAUUUAUUUAUUUAUGUGUGUUUUUUUGUUUAUCUAUCCCAUCAUUAUUAUUUUUUAUAAAUAAUUCAAGGGGGCGGAUAUACCUGAUACUCCUUCCUCCUUCUAUUUUCUCCACAAAAUCCUUGUGAGAUGAGUCGGGCUGAGAGAGAGAGUGACUGGCCCAAAGUCACCUAGUUGGCUUGCAUGUCUCAGGCAGCAUUAGAACUCACAGCCUCCUGGUUUCUAGCCUGGUGCCUUAACCACUAGACCAUACUGGCUAUUUAUUCCUGGCAAUCACAGUCAGAUGUGUGCAAGGAGGUGCAGAACAGAUUCUCAGACCACUUGUGAACACCAGGCAGAGUGUUCUGGCCUAAGUGAAAUAUAAAAUGAGUGGCUAGAAUUUAGAUAUGAGAUCUUUGGGCUGCUUGUUUGUUUGUUUUACUAGGUAGGCUGAUUGAAUGAGAUAAAAAGCAUUUGAUCCUCUGCAAAUUCUUCAUUUUCCUUGCAGUCAGUAAAGAAAAUGUAUUGGACAAUUUCUUUAUUAUUGUCACAAAUUUGCAGACACAGACAUAUUCCCCAAGUCAUUUGUCCUGAACAAGAAAGACUCUCUUUCUUUCCUGAUAAGUACUAAUUUAAUUUCUUUGCUCAGUAGAGCAUCUAUUGCUACUAGUAUGACAAAUGAAUCCAUCUCAGUGCAACACUUACAUAUUAGAACUCAAUGUUCUUUCAGGUCUUAAUCUUGAUUAAGAAUCAGGACCCUAAUGGGCCUUUGUGGUUUCAAAAACAAAGAUAAAUUUCAGUCUUCUCCAAUCUGAUGCUCCCCAAACUCCCAGCUAGCCCUGGGAAAUGUCUAGAAAGGCUGUAGAACAUUAGUCUAGUAUAUUAGUAAUAUAAAUAAUGUUGUUAGUAAUGUUUUCUUGAGAGUGAAGAAAGCCCUCCAUUACCGCCACAAGACACAACUAUCCCCACACUGAUUUCCUCACAUGAAAAGCAAAGAUUUUUUUUUUAUUAGAUCACAUGAAUCUAUUCAAAAUAUAUUUACACAAAUGUGUCAUGUGAUCUUGGCUAGGUUACUAACAAAUAAUAUUAAAUUCUAGAUAAAGCCAAAUGAGUAAGACAGCCCAGGAUGCUGCACUAAAAUCUGCAGUCACCUAAAAACAUUCAGUUCUCCACACUUUCCUAGCUCCACAGAACAAGCUGUGUUCCUAUUCUUAUUACAGUCUGGUUUUACCUCUUAUUGUGCCUCUCCUGGGACAAAAAUAAGACACCUUAAAAUGUCUUCAGCAUUCCAGGUUUUUAAAAAAUGGAACCAGAAAAAUGGAAGGAGGCACUGGAGAGCUAUAGCAUCUGUUCAUAUGAUGGAACACAGUCAGCAGUGCUUACUUGUGUACCUUUGAGUGCCAGAUGAGACAAUUGUUCUAGAAAUUCUGAAUCUAGUG
Messenger RNA from Ahaetulla prasina, 5167 nucleotides. RefSeq names its product neuronal pentraxin receptor (gene NPTXR). The record is from RefSeq and is a predicted model, not a curated record. The transcript has 5 exons. NCBI's taxonomy places the organism in Eukaryota, Metazoa, Chordata, Lepidosauria, Squamata, Colubridae. The coding region runs from base 216 to 1727 and encodes 503 amino acids.